Molecule: messenger RNA, 3429 nt
Organism: Danio rerio (zebrafish)
Lineage: Eukaryota; Metazoa; Chordata; Actinopteri; Cypriniformes; Danionidae
Source: RefSeq, a predicted model, not a curated record
CUAAGCUGAAGGAAAAUGAAUGAAUAAUGCAUUCAGCACUGCUGGAAGAGGUCAGGUUUAAACGCACUACAUUUCAAAUCUCAUGUAAAUGCGGGUAUUCUUGGUAGAGUUAAUGGUAAUUAUAUAUUUUUUGUUUUGUGAUAUGUAAAUUUGUCGAUGUACAAAAGUGCUCAAGCAGCUGCUGUUGCUAUGGUUACCUCUUUAAGCAAAUACAGAAAGCGAGUAUUUAACGACUAACUUUUGCGAAUAAUAAAAGAUCUGAAAACUCAAUUAACAUUCCCUAAAAUUGCAUUAAAAUUUUUGCAAAUUCACUUGGGUAAGAGAGAGAAGAGUGGCAAAGACUUAACUGACCCCUCAAACCCUCGUAAUGUGCAUAUAGUGCUGUGAUUUUGCAGAGAUUACUGUACGUUAUAUGUGCAGCACCGUUUAGAGAAGCAUAAUAACAGCGCAGCAAAAAAAACAAGAGAUGCACCCAACACAGGAACACGUGUUCAUCCCUCCCCCAGCUUCAUCUCCACCACCCUCUUAGAGAAGUUUCUCUUAUUUGUCGGGGCUGGAGAUGGAGUUGGAGAGCUGGAGGCGCGCAGUGCGCAGGAACCGAGAACAGUGAGAAGACGAAGAGAAUCAGAUAACAGCCUAUGCCAGCUGUGAGGAACAGCAGAGGCGGCGAGUUAAAACUUGGACCGGAUCCUUAGGGCGUCUACCAACUACCGUCUUAUUAAAUUGGUGCGAUACACCUGGGGAAACAGGAGGAGUGGAUGAAGGUGGAGGAGGAGGAGGGUGCCAACGCACAAGUGCUAGACUGCGCCAAGCCAAUCUGAGAUUACAAAUUACUCGCAUCCAUAUUUCUCCACAUAGGGCUGAGAGAGUCUGUUUUAGUUAUGCGGAUCUGGAGAAGACGAGGAGAUCUGCGUCGCUCCAUCCCAAGACAAACGCGCUGUUAUUGACAAACUCCUGCAGGGUAAGCCUUAUAAAUAACUUUUUGUCUGCCCAGAAAUGCGGGAGACUGGUGCGGCUGAAGUGUGAGGAAAACCGAAAACAUUUCUGUCAGGAACUAAGCGUACAUUCGGGACAACUUUAAGCGAGAAGGAUGUCCGCGUUGAGGAAAAAAUUUGGGGAUGAUUAUCAGGUGGUGACCACCUCGUCCAGCGGCGGCGGGUUCAACCAAGCGGCCCCCGAGAAGAAAAGGAAACGUCAGCGCUUUGUGGACAAGAACGGCCGCUGUAACGUCCAGCACGGGAACCUGGGAGGAGAGACGAGCCGGUACCUGUCCGACCUGUUCACCACGCUCGUGGACCUCAAAUGGCGCUGGAACCUUUUCAUCUUCAUCCUCACAUACACGGUGGCGUGGCUCUUCAUGGCUUCUAUGUGGUGGGUCAUUGCUUUUAUACGCGGAGACAUGAACCAGGCCCACGACGACAAGUACACGCCGUGCGUGGCCAAUGUGUACAACUUUCCCUCCGCUUUUCUGUUCUUCAUCGAGACCGAGGCCACUAUCGGAUACGGUUACCGCUACAUUACAGACAAGUGUCCGGAAGGCAUCAUUCUCUUCCUCUUCCAGUCCAUCCUAGGCUCUAUAGUGGACGCUUUUCUAAUCGGCUGCAUGUUCAUCAAGAUGUCCCAGCCGAAGAAACGCGCGGAGACGCUCAUGUUCAGCGAGCACGCGGCGAUUUCCAUGCGUGACGGCAAACUGACCCUGAUGUUCCGCGUGGGGAACCUGCGCAACAGCCAUAUGGUCUCCGCGCAAAUACGCUGCAAACUGCUCAAAUCCCGUCAGACUCCCGAGGGCGAGUUUUUGCCUCUGGAUCAACUUGAGCUGGAUGUUGGGUUCAGUACCGGAGCUGACCAGCUUUUCCUAGUGUCUCCUCUGACAAUCUGCCAUGUGAUCGACUCCAAGAGCCCAUUCUACGACCUCUCGCUCAGGUCCAUGCAAACAGAGCAAUUUGAGAUUGUGGUUAUCUUAGAAGGGAUCGUGGAGACCACCGGUAUGACAUGCCAGGCUCGUACUUCCUACACAGAGGACGAGGUUCUGUGGGGUCACCGAUUCUAUCCUGUCAUUUCUCUGGAGGAGGGAUUCUUCAAGGUUGACUAUUCGCAGUUUCAUGGCACUUUUGAGGUUCCCACACCACCGCACAGUGUUAAAGAACAGGAGGAGAGUCUGCUGCUGUCGUCCCCCCUGACAGCCCCCUCUCUGUGCCACAGCGCAGGUGGGGUUACAGAGGGCAGUGGCACACUGGAAGGUCUGGAGCUUCAAAGCGAUGCAGAAACUGGCUCCAUCAAUAUUGCAACCCCAAUGCCAACCAACAAACUGCCUGCCAAACUUCAGAAGCUCACAGGACGGGAGGUCCCCAUUCGGGAUGGAAUGCCCCGUAAGCUUCUGCGCAUGAGCUCGGAAAUCACCUACAACCUGGGCGACCUGCCCGUCAAACUCCAGCGAAUCAGCUCAGCUCCGGGCGUGGCAGAAGAGAGGCUUCAGCCAAUCAGUUCCAUGCUGAGCCCCACAGAGGACAGACUGGCUCCCAAGCUGGGCUUAAUAGGUGGAGCUGAAACUAUCAGCCAAUCAGUGACAGAUCUGCCGCCAAAACUGCAGAGGUUGGCUGGCGGGGUCGGGGUGGGAGGAGUCGGAAUCGGAGGACGAAUGGAUGGUCAUCUGCCUCCCAAACUAAGAAAAAUGAACUCUGAGAGGUUCACAGGCUUGAGUUUAAAAUGACUUCUGCCCUCCUCUGAAACUGCAAUUGAGUAAACGGGACAAUCUAUACUUAUAGCAAUUUAUAUAUGGAUUCAAAUAUUAGAUUAUUGCUAAUCCUCUGCACAAUCUGGCAUGUUUUUACCACAAACAGCAUGAAAGCAGAAUUCAUUUUCAACACACUACUUAUGGAUAAUAGCUACCAUACUAAUACUAUACACUAUAUAACAACAGUUCCAUAUAUCUUCAUUAGCCUAUUAGCCAAACUUGUUUUGAGGGCUUGCCUAUAUAACGUAUAUCUUAAAAUAGAAUAUCAAUACAAUUAUCUGAAUGCAAUGUCACUGAUAAUCCAAGGUAACUAAUCUGAAAAAGCCAACGGCUAUAACCUGAGUUAGCCAUUUGUCUUUGUUUAAGCUGUGGGUUGGUUAUUUGCGGAUCAAAUUAAACAGCGAGAGAUUAGUUACUGUGGUUUUCAGAGCUAAAGAAUCCAACCCAGACUCAUUCUGAAAACAUUGUCCCGGGGACGUUUCUGGAGACCAUGGAAUACAUCACGGGAGUUACGUAUUUUUGCCGUUUUUGUUUUCGCAAAUGCCACUGUGUGCGCUUUUUCGUAUCUCAAAUGUCUCUGGCAAGUGCCGAUCACACCCGAGCUGUUCCCGCGUAAACCCACCAGAGGCCGCUGUCGACCAACUGAAUUACUUAAAUGAUUGACUGGGCGACCAACCAAUUUUACCGAUUGACCG